This is a messenger RNA of Sipha flava (yellow sugarcane aphid), 1194 nucleotides long. Its product is annotated as zinc finger MYM-type protein 1-like. The record is from RefSeq and is a predicted model, not a curated record. NCBI's taxonomy places the organism in Eukaryota, Metazoa, Arthropoda, Insecta, Hemiptera, Aphididae.
CAGAUGGGUACAUUGAUAAAAUUAUUAAUAGUUAAUACAGAUUAUGUUUUCGUUCGUCGUGCUUUGAGUGUUGACUCUUGACUGUUGAGUGCCAUAAUGAGUAAUGACUAUACGUUUUAUUCGUUAAUUGUUUUAUAAAUGUAUAAUUAUUAUAUUUUAUUCAUGUGUAGCUCCUGUAAAUAGUAAAAAUUGUCAUAUAAAAAACUUUGAAAGUUUAUAUUCUGUGAUCUUAUCAAUUACACGAAUACCUACCAACGUAUUUCAAUUUUAUUUAUAAAUAAUAAAUUAAGAUGAAUCGAAAAAUUGAUUCUUACUUUAACUCAAAUAACAAAAAAAGUGUAAAAGAUACACAGGAUUAUGUCGAAUCAGAACAAGCUGAAUAUAUCAUUCAAAGUGAUGAUGAAAUAAAUUCAAGUAUAACAUCGAAUUCAAGUACAUGUAGCAGUGACAUCAAUAAUGACAAUAAUGGUCCUGAAAUAAAUCUUGGUGGACUAAAAAUUCAAGAAAAACAUCAAGAAAAGUCUGUAGCUGGUCCAAGUGAUAUUACAAAAUGUGUAAGUGACAAUCCAACUCAACCAAUAUUAAAAAUGUUUCCAAAAACUAAAUUUGGUAAACAAUGGCGACAUUUUCAUAUCGAAUGGUAUAAACAAUAUUCAUGGUUAGAAUAUAGCAUAAUUGAAAAUGCAUCAUAUUGUUUUGCUUGUCGAUUUUUUGCAUCAGAGUCUGAUAAUUCGCCUUUUAUUAAAUCUGGAUUUAAAAACUGGAAAAAUGCCAUAGACAAAGAUUGUGGAAUUAAAGGACAUGACAAAUCAAUUACUCAUAUAACAUGUAUGUCCAAGUGGGACGGUUAUAAGCAAUCAAGGAAAACAACAUCUAUUCAAACACAACUUAAUGUAGCAAAUGAGGCAUUGAUUAGAGAAAAUCGUUAUUACAUAUACAAUAUUGCUGAAAUUUUACUGUUUACUGCCUGCCAAAACAUAGCUCAACGAGGUCAUGAUGAAAGUGAAAGCAGUCUUAACAAAGGAAAUUUUCUUGAACUAUUAGAAUUAUAUGUAAAAAAAGAUAAAAGAUUAAAAAAUAAAAUUGAAAACUUACCAAAAAAUGCCAAAUAUACACAUCAUUCCAUACAAAAUGAAUUACUUUCAAUAAUGAGUCAAAUGGUAUUGCAGUCAAUCUCAAAUGAAUUAAAAGAAU